This is a messenger RNA of Chiloscyllium plagiosum (whitespotted bambooshark), 6387 nucleotides long. Lineage: Eukaryota; Metazoa; Chordata; Chondrichthyes; Orectolobiformes; Hemiscylliidae. The record is from RefSeq and is a predicted model, not a curated record.
CUCUCUCUCAACGUACUGACGUGUCUUGGGAAGUUUUCAGUGUGAUCCGGGAACUGCUUAUACACGCACCGCACUCCUCUUCACAACGAGUAUCGAGAUGGAAGGAAACGUCUAUGGCGCAGCUAAAGCAGGAGGAGCGUUUGACUUAGAGAACUUUCUGAAGCAGCCUCAGACUAUCACCCGGGUAGUGAGCUGGGUCUUUUCAAUAAUUGUAUUUGGCUGCAUCACAAGUGAGGGUUACAUAAAUUCACAUCAAUCUUCACAGCUGAAAUGUAUCUUCAAUCAGAAUGUGGAUGCUUGUCAUUAUGGUGUAGGAAUUGGAGUGAUUGCAUUUCUCAUUUGUAUAGUCUUCUUUGCUCUUGAUGUCUACUUUCCUCAGAUCAGCAAUGCUGAUCAACGCAAGCACAUCGUUAUGGCUGACCUUGGAAUUUCAGGCUGCUGGACCUUCCUGUGGUUUAUUGGCUUUUGUUUCCUCACCAAUCAAUGGGUGUCAACAACUAUUACCCCAGCUGUAGGUGCGGAUAGUGCACGGGCUGCCAUCGCCUUUACCUUCUUCUCCAUUUUCAGCUGGGGAUUGCUAUCUUGUUUUGCCUACAAGAGGUAUCGCAUGGGUGUAGAGGACUUCAAUGAGAAGUAUGUGGAUCCAUCAAACGAUUACCCUCCGUAUCCCAAUGUUACUGACAACUACCAGCAGCCGCCAUUUGGUAAUACUGCCCGGUCGGAAUCUGAGGAUUACAAGCCACCUACAUACUAAACCAAAGUGAGCAGUUCUGCCUGCAGCUCCUGGAGUGUGAGGCAAACUGAACCAUACAAUGGCAAGCAGGAAGAGACAUUUGCUGUUACAAUAAUAGUCUUUGUUUUCAAUCUCGCUUUACCCUGUCACCUCUCUUCUUUUCCCAGCUAUAAUGCCCUGGCUCCUUGAUAGGAAACCUGGUAGCAUACCUUCUAUGACACCACUGGCCACCAGAAGUCUGUGUGUGUUGCAACCUCACUGGGUCGCUUUCACUUCCUCACUAUGAAGCGAUGGUAAGUCUCUGCUUGGCAUCUGUAAGCAGCAGUGCACUCCUGAAAGGGAGAGUGUCGUAAAGAGCGACCUUUGACGCCACCCCACUUCCCUCCCAGCUCUUUCCUUUCCACUUCUUCUCAAAGUUAACCUUUCAAUUUGAGAUCCUGUUCAUCCAAACACCAAGCUGUUGCAAGUUUCAGUUUCCAGUGUCACUCUUUCAACCUCACUGUUUAAAUGUUAUCAUUUGUGAUAAUAUCAUACGCUAAAAUGAUCUUUUAAAUGUAUUCCGAACCAUUUUUACAGCUAUUAACUAGGUAACCAUUCUUGGUUUUUAAUUGAUUGCAGGACAUUUUCUUCACGUAAUUUACAAGCACCUAUCAGUUUGUUCCUAUAUAUGUUGUAAAACCUAACCUUUCACUGUUGGGACUCUGAUACUCCUUCCCAUAUGCAUAGUACAUUUCCUCAUUGAUUGCGUUGGUUUGGGAACUCGCUGGUCAGAACCCUGCCUCUAAUUUUGGCAAAGGCAUCAUCAGCAAAAGCUGUUUGUAGAAAAUCACCUUGUUCCUGUGCUGCCUGAGCCCCCAGGAGAACCACAGCUUGAUAUAGUCCCGUUUGCUUGAAACCAUUUUAAUUCUAUCUCUACUUCAAUAUGUCUCUAGCACUGUCCAUUAGAUCCUCCUCUGAAGCCCUACCCAAAAACCUUUCCUGAACAAUGUGUUUUUGUUAGUAAAGUGCACCAGGUCACCAUGCACUGACAAUUUAAAGGUUGCAUCGGAGUGGUUUGAGCCACAGUGCCAGGCAAACACGAGAGCUGCCCACAAUUGCUGAACGUGACUUGCAUUGUAAAAGGGGAGGUUGGCAGCAGCAGAAUAGACAGAAAGUAAAGAGGGCACACAUGAAGUAAAUAGUGGGUGUGAGCUCAAGAUAAAACCUUUUUAGUACAACAUUAAAUAUCCCAAUCACAGAAUAGCAUCAGAAAAUAUCACCAUUCAGCUGAAGGGAAUUAUUUCAGUUUGAAGCAUUACAGGGUGAUGAAAAAUGUAUUUGAGUAAGUGCAGGCCUGUGAAAAUUAAUGGAUGAUUUAUGGCACGAGUACAAGAUGAACAAGUGAAUUGUGUAUAAACUGUGCUCCAAUUUUAACUAGUUGAGAAUGACAAAAGUUGAGUUAUGAUGACAAGAUUGGAAGUUAGAUUUAUGAUAACCUGAAUGCAAAGAUUUAAGUGAAAUACUGUCUCUGGUGAAGUGAAUUUAAAUCUGUUCAUCAACCGCAUAUAAAUUUCAUUGCUGUUCUAAGGGAAGGAUUUCAAUGUAUUAAACUCCCACCUCCCACUGUAUCUGUUCUGAGUAGAAACAUUUAUGCAGAUUCUUAACUGAGUCUGACACUCUUGAAGUUCAGCAUUAGAUUUUUGAACUUGUGGAGAUUUCAGAUGUUUGCAGCCAGCGAUUGGUUAGGAAGUAUUUUGUACCUUUUUACAUUUACUAUGGUCCAUAUGCUCAUCACCCAGUGUUUUUCCACAACUUUAAAAAGACCGAUUCUGAUCAUUUCAUUGCUUUUAGCCAAGACCCUAGAAUAAAUUUUUCCAUUGGCUUUUCCUGAUUGGCGUAGGUAACUUUUGAUGGAACCCCUACAGAUAUAGUGAACAACAUCUUCCUUGUAUAUCACAGGGUUGCAACAGUGUUUGGGAGAAACUGCCCAUUCCAGGCAUGUUUUGUCACUCAAUAACACAGUCCCUGCACUUUGAGCUUGUAAAAAGACUCCAUUUCAUGUCUGCAUUGAAUCCAUAAAUAUCCAGCAAAAUCAGUUGGAUACAGUUUGAAGCCUUUGUGACCUUUUUGAAUGAUUGCUCUAUUUAAUUGCAAGUGGCUGUAGGACAUGUUUUAAGGUAAUGAGGUAGAAGUUGGACCAAUCAAUUGAAUCACGUCAUUGAUUGAUAAACUUGUGCGUUUCUGGUAAAAUAAAUCUAAUAGAAUAGUUAAAUAUCAAUAUAAUGCCAAUUUAUAAUGUUUAUAGGAUAUGAAGCAUACUAUUGUGCUUUACAUCCCUGUGCUCCCUUAGGAGAUUAUUCCUCAGGAAUUGGUCUCCCAUUUAUUCUGAUAAGCUACACAUCCCUGAGACAGACACUAGGCUGAGCCAAACUUGAACUAGUCUUUAUGCAAACUGUUCAAUACUUGUUCUCUUUUUGCAGGGAGGUUUGAACAGCUUGUCAUCCACUGUUUGUGGUUCAGUUUGUCACCUGCAAUAGUAACCUUAAAGCAUUCCUGGAACAAGGGAGCUCGCCAAAUGCUGGGUGUGAACUAAUUGAUCCCACACUGAUCUUUUCUGGUUACAUUGUUUGUAGCAGGUUUUUUAUUUCAUAUUAGGGUGUAUAAAUGAAUAUAACCUGUGCAUUUGAAAUUACAUACUGCAAGGAAUUUACUUGAAAUUUGUCUGGAUUUCUUCAUUUCAGACAUGGUGAUAUGUUUAUAAACAUCUAAAUUAGGCCAGACUCAGACUAUAGAAAUACUGUUUACAGAUGUUACAUAGAACCUAAAACUGAGUAAGUAAUCCAAGCUGCGCGCACAGUUCAGAUUAAAAUAACCCAGGAGAGUGAACUGUUGUGAUUUAAAAACAGGGACAAGCUGAUGACAUUGAACAUCUGCUUUGGGUGGUUAAAUUACAUAAGUGUCAAUGGUUGUAUUCAAUCACUAAGUCAGAGUUACAGGAUUGGAGAUGGGACAAGACGUUCUGGGCAUGUCUGUUAUUGUGAAGGCAUUAAAUCAUGGCAUCAUACUGUUCAGGGAAGAUUUCUAAGAUCAGAUGGCAUUUUUAAAUAUUUUUUUUGAAGUGUUCCUCCUGGUGUUGUGGCCAAUUUGAUUUUACUCUACAACUGAUCACUAAAACAGAAAAUUAUGGUUUUGGGAGUUUUUGCAAUGCUUGUAUUGACUUGAUGAAAGGCACUAAAAAUACUUAUUGUAAUUCAUCUGAUUUGAUACAAGUCUCAAAUCAGACAUUUUGGGAGUAUGAGGUGCCAGAGGGGAGAGAUCCAUUGUUCUUGUGACAGGUGAAACCGCUCCGGUGCAUUGUGUGGUAUACAGUCAUGAUCUUGAGAUUUUCAUUUGCAUUAGGAGCAAAGCUUAUUUAUUUGUGACUAUUUCCACUAGGUUAGAAUGUCUGUCUGUAAUCUCCUCCACCCCAAUAGUUUGGAUCCAGGUUUUUUUGUUGCAAUCAGUUUGAAUAUUUAAAAAAGAUGCUUUCCAAUUGCCUUAAUGCAUUCUGAAUAAAAGCAAAGAUCUUCAGAUGCUGGAAAUCUGAAAUUAAAAACAGUGCUGGAGAAACUCAGCUGGUCUGCCAUCCUCUGAAAAGAGAGAGUUAAAGUUCUGAGUUCAGUGUGAUUUUUUUUUUUUUUUUGAGGUGUUCUGAAGACUUGUAUCGGACUCUAAAUGUUUAGUUUCUCUGUCCAGAGAUUCUACCACUCCUGCUGAGUUUCACCAGCAUUUUUUGUUUUAAUUAAUGUUCGUUGGGCUGACUGGACAAUAUAUAUUCAUCAAUGAAAAGAACAAAUUUAGCAACUUUCAGAAUUGAAUCAUCUUGUUCCAAAGCUGGACUUCUGCAUUUUUUUUAAAUAAAAAAGGCAGGAAAUGCACAGCACAGUCAGAAUCUGAGCAGCUGCCUAACGGGCUCAUGGUGUGGAUGAAAGUCUCCUGAAUCAGCGUGGUUAACAUUUCGCUUUCCUGCUAUGCUCCUGUAUUAUUUUUAAAAUCUCUACUUGGAGCUUUCUAUAUUUUGUGCAAAGAUGCUUUUCCAAAAGCAUUAGACCAAUGGUAGGAACUUUGGGGAGGAAAAGUGUCUGGAGCGCACACGUCCCUAACCGAAUUAUAGCUGUAAUAAACUCUUCAGGGCUGUCCCUUCAGUGCUGAGGAGUUGGAAGAAGUUAUUUAACUCUGUAUUAAAAUUAAGAUCUACAUCAUUUCUGGAAUCCACAAAUAAAUUGUUGCUUAAGUUAGAUUUGUUUUCUUUUAUAUUCUGUAAUUUGUCUAAUAACCAAAAUCACUCUUUUAUUUGGUAAAAGGAAUCCUUUGUAUUCUUUAUAAACUACUGAAAUAGGUUUUUUUUUAAAAAGAUAGAUUAAUAUGAUGUAGCUUUUGGUUCAUUGUGGCUUCUAUUGAUUUGAAUGUUAAAUUUAAAAACUUGGCAAAAAUUGCACUGAGAGAGUGUUGCAUAUUAACUGGCAAUUUGGUGCAAGAUGUCUGCAGGACAGGUGGAGCUGUGCAGAUUUUUGGCAUUAUUUCAGCAUUCAAGUUGAGGUACUGUCUGGAUUGGACAUGUCUGUUGUCAGGUGCAAGUAGAAACCACCCCCUCCACUGUGUGGUACUGUGACCAGUUUGGCACUAGGAACAUAUCACGCCAAAUCACAGCAGCACAGCAUGUGCUCCUAUUGUACUGUGGUGUGCAGAGCUGUAGCACAGUAUGUAAGCUGGUGCCAGUUGUCAGUUUUUAAUCUAUUAAUUUUCACCUGAAUCCACUGUGUAAAGACUCCAACUGCACCAAGCUCGAAUGAACACUUUGCUUUAAUAUUGAUGCACUGCUCAGUUAAAGAAUGGUUGAACAGCAACUUAAGAUCUGCACUAGGAGAUAGCUUUUAUUGAAAUGGGAAUUUUCCAGGUUAAUUCUCAAAUUCAUAAAAUUAGGGAUCUUCUUUUAAGGUAUUAGCAAUAUGCUUGGUCUAUAUUCAUUUGGUACAGAUGCCUUUUUGUACCAGACUUGUUAAUUACAAUUGAAAAGUGCCAAAUGAUGGAAAGUCUAUUUCACACAGUUUCUGGGUAAGUGUUCUGACUUGUUCCCACCCUCUUUUUUUUUUUGUUUUGAGGGCUAUGUGUUUUUCUUAUGACAAGCCUGAGUUCCUAAUUCUGAUCACUAUCCACUGAUUUCCCCACCUAGUUACUGAUAAAGCCCACUUUGGGAAAAAUAUGGUUUAGCUGUGAUGUCCUUAGAAUAUUGAAACCUAUGGAUUGAUACAUAACAGGAGUUAGUGCCUUCAGAAGAAAAAAAUAUUUUUCCUUCACUUUGCCAAGAUGGAAGAUUAUUGCUUUUUAAUUGUUGAGGUAAUAGGGAUAGCAAUUGGUUGGGUAUUUGAAGAAUGAGCUUUUAUUUUAAAAUCAUGUGGACUGUACAUUCAACAACCAAAGAUUUUAUUUUGUACUGCGAAAGCAAAAGAAACUGCUGUGAACCUUUGAACAUUUUAUACCUGGUUCUCCUGCUGUGGCUUCAAAUGCCUUUUGUCAUUAAUAUUGAUUUGUAUUGGAGCUUACAUAGGCAUUUUUCACUGGACUGAAGCUUUCAAAUAAAGUUAUUGAUUAUAAUGCUCAAUCCACUGUACAAAUAAACACUUUUUUCAAAAGUA